Molecule: messenger RNA, 3027 nt
Organism: Lynx canadensis (Canada lynx)
Lineage: Eukaryota; Metazoa; Chordata; Mammalia; Carnivora; Felidae
Gene: DARS2
Product: aspartyl-tRNA synthetase 2, mitochondrial
Exons: 17
Coding region: 604-2565 (653 amino acids)
Biological process (GO): aspartyl-tRNA aminoacylation
Cellular component (GO): mitochondrion; cytoplasm
Molecular function (GO): ATP binding; nucleic acid binding; aspartate-tRNA ligase activity
Source: RefSeq, a predicted model, not a curated record
GAUUGGUUGAACUUGGGUGCUCGCGGAGCCGAAUGAGAAGCGCUAGGCUCCCAGCAGUGAUCUGGGUGUGGGUUCGGGCUUGAGAAGGUAUUGUGUUUGGGGUUUGCUCGCCCUCCCUUUUUUUGAAGACCGGAGGCCGGCCGCCAGGUGUGGGCGAUUUGAAACCUGAGUUCCUGUUUUCCGUUCUGCCUGCGGGAACCUUUGGGGAAGCGUGGAAGGAAAGGAAGGGCGUGCGCUUGGUGACCGGCCCCGUCCUCUGCUUGGUCGCGGAGUCCCACCCUGCCGUGCUGUGUGGAAUGGUUUUCGGCUCUUCUGGCCGCAGUUUGGUUUGUUAGAAGUGGAAACUGAUGCAUUGAGGGUGGAAAAAAGGUCUUUCCCCUAUCCGCUCUCCAAGGACGCUAAAGAACUUGCAGAUUUGUCUAGUUUCUAGACACGUGUACUGGAAUGUUCAGCGGAAAAUGGCUUAAAUGUUGGAGAAGAGAGCAGGAACUCCUAGCAUUUUAAGGGAUUUGUGUAUAUUUCCUAAACUGAGUUUUGACCACCAUCCAACACCAGCAACUUGGGAUUCGUAAGCGUCUCUCGCCAUCCUGCUGCGGUUCCAACAUGUUCUCCUGUUGGUUAAGUCGGCUGUGCGGGGGUUUAUCCACACCCACCGGAAGGGUCACCCACCUGAUCCAGGGCUCUCUCUCCAGAAGGCUGAUGCUCAGUUCACAGAGGAGAAUUCCAGAAUUGAAUAGCUUUGUUGCUCGGACCAACACGUGCGGAGAAUUGCGUUCUUCUCACUUAGGCCAGGAAGUCACCUUGUGUGGAUGGAUUCAGUACCGAAGGCAGAACAUCUUCCUGGUGCUAAGAGAUUUCCAUGGGCUUGUUCAAGUUGUCAUUCCCCAGGAUGAGUCCGCUGCUUCUGUGAAGAAGAUUUUAUGUGAAGCCCCAAUGGAGUCUGUGGUGCAAGUAUCCGGGACGGUAAUUUCCCGACCUCCAGGACAAGAGAAUCCAAAAAUGCCAACAGGUGAGAUUGAAAUCAAAGUUAAAUCAGCUCAACUUCUGAAUACCUGCAAGAAGCUGCCCUUCGAAAUUAAGGACUUCGUGAAGAAAACAGAGGCUCUUCGUUUGCAGUAUCGCUACUUAGACUUGCGCAGUUUCCAAAUGCAGUACAACCUGCGACUGAGGUCCCGGAUGGUCAUGAAAAUGCGGGAAUAUCUCUGUAAUCUACAUGGGUUUGUGGAUAUAGAAACACCAACAUUGUUUAAGAGGACUCCAGGGGGUGCAAAAGAGUUUGUAAUACCAUCCAGGGAACCUGGAAAGUUUUAUUGUCUCCCUCAGAGUCCUCAACAGUUUAAGCAGCUUCUGAUGGUUGGUGGUUUAGACAGAUAUUUUCAGGUUGCCCGAUGUUAUCGAGAUGAAGGUUCGAGACCAGACCGACAGCCCGAGUUUACUCAGAUUGACAUAGAGAUGUCUUUUGUAGACCAGAUUGGAAUCCAGAGUCUAAUUGAGGGCUUGCUCCAGUAUUCCUGGCCCAGUGAUAAAGAUCCUGUGGUGGUUCCUUUUCCUUCUAUGACUUUUGCUGAGGCAUUGGCCAGCUAUGGAACUGAUAAACCCGACACUCGCUUUGGGAUGAAGAUUGUAGAUAUUAGUGAUGUGUUCAGAAACACAAAGGUUGGAUUUCUUCAAGAUGCACUUAGUAAACCCCAAGGAACGGUCAAGGCCAUAUGUAUCUCUGAAGGAGCAAAAUACUUAAAAAGGAAGGACAUUGAGUCUCUUAGAAAAUUGGCAGCUGACCAUUUUAAUCAGGAAGUCUUACCUGUAUUCCCAAAAGCCAAUAGAAACUGGAAUUCUCCAGUUGCUAAGUCCAUAAUGGAGGAGCAAAGAUCAGAACUAAUCAGACUGAUGGAGAUCCAAGAGGACGGUGUGGUCCUGCUCACGGCCGGAGAGCACAGGAAAGCAUGCUCUGUUUUGGGAAAACUACGACUGGAAUGUGCUGACCUUCUAGAAGCAAGAGGAUUGGUGCUCCGUGACCCAGCUCUGUUCUCUUUCCUUUGGGUUGUGGAUUUCCCACUCUUCCUCCCCAAGGAGGAAAAUCCUGGCGAGCUGGAGUCAGCCCACCACCCAUUUACUGCUCCCCACCCCAGCGACAUCCACCUCUUACACACUGAACCCAAACAGGUCCGUAGCCAACACUAUGACUUGGUUUUAAAUGGCAAUGAGAUAGGAGGUGGUUCUAUCCGAAUACAUGACGCAGAGCUCCAGCGUUACAUUCUGGCAACACUGCUAAAGGAAGAUGUGAAAUUGCUCUCCCACCUACUCCAGGCUUUAGAUUUUGGGGCGCCCCCUCAUGGAGGAAUUGCCUUAGGUUUGGACAGACUGAUAUGCCUUGUCACUGGAGCACCAAGCAUCAGAGAUGUCAUAGCCUUCCCCAAAUCCUUCCGGGGGCAUGACCUCAUGAGCAAUGCCCCAGAUUCUCUCCCUCCUGAGGAACUGAAGCCCUAUCAUAUCCAGGUCUCCUGGCCAGCAGACUCAGAAGCAGAAAAGAGCUCAUUGAAUCAGCCGUAUCAUCCAGAAAGCUGAGCUUUUCAGCUUUGUCCUCUUUGCUUCCCCAAGGCUGAAAUCAGAUGUGGAGUUCUGCCACAGGUCUGAUAAGUGGGUCUUUAGGUGGAAGGAACCCAGACAACAUUCUUUACCACAGUAAAGAAACAGAAGGUAUCCAAUUUUUACUUGAUAACAUGCAUUAUUAGGAUUUUUUUGUUUGGGACUACUUUUGUAGUUUCUGACUUGGUGAGGUGUAAAGAUGGCCCUUUCUUGGAGAAUUGAACAGCUUAGUGUUUCUUAAUCAUGUUUUUCAUACCUGGAUAGUUAGUUGUCCACUGAAGACAAAGAUAAUCAGACCACGUGAAACGUGGGGAAAUGCUUGCCCCUUUAGUCCCUUGAUGGAGGGGUCAGUUCAACCAGCCUUAUCAAGAGAAUCCUGUAAAUUAAGCUAGAUAGUGACAUGUUGACUCUCAGCAUAAUAUAGUGAGAAGCAGCAUGAUA